AUGAGGUACGUUAUCCAAAUUAGUGUGGGCAGGGCGACGGAGACAGGUAUAAAAACCACUUCCCAGGAAAGUACAGAAGGCCUGGGCGGUCUAACAGGCAUAGGUGGCGCGAGACUCGGUGCGAUUUCCGGAUUGUCCGGGUUGUGCGUUCUGGCGGUUGUCGUGAUAUAUGAAAUCCCUGAAGUAUAUGUUCCAAUUACCAAAGCAGACCCUAUUAUUAUCCGUGGUAGUGGUGACAUAACAAUCUUUGGUAUGAACAAUGCAUUUAGCAAUGAUUUUCCACCCGAGUUACACGGAAAGGUAGCCCCAGAAGAAUUCCAGGAAACCAUUUCAAAAGUCAACAGCCAACUUAGGCGCUCCAUGUCUAUUAAUCUAAAAUGGCUUUUGUGUGGUUUCAUUUGCUGUUUCUGCACCCUUGGAUGCUCCAUGUGGCCGGCAAUUUGUGUGAAUCGUAAGGUAAAAAGAAGCAUCGAAAAGACACUUGAACUCGAAAAUGCCCGUCUUUAUUGCCAGCUUGGACUUAAUUGGAGCCUAGCUAAGCAAAGGUCCUCAGAACCGGUCGUUUUGAUGGAAUAUGUACUCCGGCUCGACUUCAUCCCAAAGUGUUCCGUUUACCAGCCGGAUUAA
Echinococcus granulosus is the source of this 627-nucleotide messenger RNA. RefSeq names its product Cysteine-rich hydrophobic domain-containing protein. The transcript has 5 exons. Lineage: Eukaryota; Metazoa; Platyhelminthes; Cestoda; Cyclophyllidea; Taeniidae. The record is from RefSeq and is a predicted model, not a curated record. Bases 1 to 627 code for a protein of 208 amino acids.